AUGAGUAGCACGAAGAAGUUUAAAAAGGUCGAAAAACCUCUAUUGCAAAACAGACAUUAUUCGCUUUGUAUCCCCACGACACUGGUAUCCGACUGUCGCAAUCUCUCACAAAUCACACAUAGGGUAUAUCAAGUGGCCAAGUUUGCAUCGUUAUUCAAUGUUUCUGAGAUUAUUAUCCUCGAAAACGAUUCUCAGGUUAGUGCCACUAAGAAUAAAAUCUCUACUGCCAAACUGAUACUAGCACUUUUACAAUACUUCGUCACACCUCCUUAUCUCCGUAAUACCGUCUUCAACGAAAAAUUCAGGCCGUACUUUACUGCUGCUUCGAAGUUACCAAGACUGUCCACGCUUCCUUUCACUAGGUACCACAAGCAAGAUCAUGGUCGGUAUAGAGAGGGUCUUACAAUCAGGAUGCAGAAACCCACGUUGGCGCGCAAAAAGACAGGUAAGACAUUCAAACAAACCAAAUAUAUCAACAUAGGCAAAGCAGAAGCACUGGCCCUACAGAGCCAAUUAGUGCCGAUAAACGCAAGGGUCACCAUCGACACAAUAACAAGGAAAAUCGUGUCACCUCAGGAAGCUUACGGUGAUUUUACAGGAUUGGAGUCGCAAUAUGGAUACUACACUCGUAUAGCAUCAUCAUUUACAGAAUUGUUUAUGAAUGGCACCAUAAAAGAGGGUUAUACUCAAUCGAUAUACGUUCCUUUAACCGCUGGAGACAUACCAAUACCUGAACUAUCAUCACUUCCCGCCUCCGGUACUGAUUCCAACAUUUUAUUGGUGAUCUCCACAUGGGGUACUCUUGUACAGGCGUUCAACCGGGACGAGGAUCAAUUCGUAGAUUGUCAAGGUCCUCAGGAAUUUUUUGAUGCUCAGCUACCAUGUCCUGUACCUGUUUCGGACAUUAUCGAUGCCAUUCCCAUGACACUAACUGCACUUUCGACCCUAUUUUAA
Molecule: messenger RNA, 954 nt
Organism: Saccharomyces mikatae IFO 1815
Lineage: Eukaryota; Fungi; Ascomycota; Saccharomycetes; Saccharomycetales; Saccharomycetaceae
Gene: UPA2
Product: putative methyltransferase
Exons: 1
Coding region: 1-954 (317 amino acids)
Source: RefSeq, a predicted model, not a curated record